Messenger RNA from Papaver somniferum (opium poppy), 822 nucleotides. RefSeq lists its product as uncharacterized. The transcript has a single exon. The record is from RefSeq and is a predicted model, not a curated record. The coding region runs from base 1 to 822 and encodes 273 amino acids. NCBI's taxonomy places the organism in Eukaryota, Viridiplantae, Streptophyta, Magnoliopsida, Ranunculales, Papaveraceae.
AUGGGUUCCGAGAAAUGGGAACAAAAAGUGAUGAAGUUUUUUAUGAAUCCAAUUCUAAGGGUGCCAUUUUAUAUAUUCACAUUAACCCUUUUGAGUCUUCUUCUCCCUCUUUCAUUUCUAUUACUAGCUAGAUUGUCUUAUGUAAAGUACCCUUCACUACCUUCGUCUUUCCUUCUAUCUCUCUUUCUCAAUAUCAAUCCUGCUCUACUACAAGCUCUUCUAUCAUUCUUCAGUGUUACAGCUCUUAUUCACGGUUUAACGGGCAAAUUCACACUUUUGUAUGGAUCACCUCUUCAACCUCGUCUUCAUAUUGCGUGGAUUUUCCUUUGUGUUUUACAAGUAACUGUUGGUUUGGGGAUUGAAGCUAUUGUCGUCUCCGGUGUUUGGCCUGAGGACUAUGGUGCUGACAGAAGGAGUUUGUUGAUAAGUAGGAUUGUUUUCUUCAUUGGUUUGCAUGAAACUAUGCUUUAUUGGGGGAAAACUGUCGUGAGACCUGUUGUGGAUGAUACAAUUUUCGGGGGUGCAAGGGGCGAAAAAUGGAUUGAAAAGGUGGCAAUAAGCGCGGGCUUUGGUGCGUUGUGGUUGUGGAGAUUAAGAGACGAGGUUGAAACGUUAGUUCUUGUCGUAGAAAUUAAAAGAGAGCUCUUAAUUGGUUUGGGUAUUUCUGAUUUUAUUAGUUGGUGGUUGUAUUAUCUUACUGUUACAAUUGGCAUGUUGAGGGUUGUCAAGGGUUUAAUUUGGUUUGCUGAAGGUUUGUUCUGCAGAAGAAGACCACAACAGAGCAAUAAUUGUCCUUGUGAUGAGGAUGACAGUAAGGUCUAA